AUUGAAGAUCCGGGUUGCUUCUGGGUUAUUAUAAAAGGGUGUAGUCCCUUUUUAGAUCAUGAUGUCGACUAUCAAAAAUUACAUAGUGCCAUGAAUAACUUCUACAACAGCAUGUGUCAAGAUAUAGAAAUAAAACCAUUAACAUUGGAAGAAGGACAGGUGUGUGUGGUCUAUUGUGAGGAGCUGAAGUGCUGGUGCAGAGCCAUUGUCAAGUCAAUUGUGUCUUCCGCAGACCAGUACCUGGCAGAAUGCUUCCUUGUGGACUUUGCCAAGAACAUUCCAGUCAAAUCUAAAAACAUCCGAGUUGCAGUAGAAUCGUUUAUGCAGCUUCCCUAUAGAGCAAAAAAAUUCAGCCUGUACUGUACAAGGCCUGUCACAUUACACAUUGACUUCUGCGAAGACAGCACUGACAUCGUACCUGCCAGGAAAUGGGACAGUGCAGCUGUUCAGUACUUUCAGAACCUUCUCAAAGCAACUACCCAGGUGGAAGCCAGAUUAUGUGCGGUGGAAGAAGAUACAUUUGAGGUUUACCUUUAUGUAACUAUAAAAGAUGAAAAAGUUUGUGUUAAUGAUGAUCUUGUUGCAAAGAACUAUGCUUGUUAUAUGUCACCUACAAAGAAUAAAAACCUUGAUCAUUUAGAAAAACCAAGAUUGGAUAUAAAAUCAGCACCCUCCUCCAGUAAAGUCAAUCCAGCACUUACCCUCUGGCCAAUGUUUUUGCGAGAAAAAGAUGUUCAAGGAAUAGAAAAUUCACGUGGCUUAAAUUUUCUGGCACAGUCCCUGCGGCAUACAUGGUGCAAGAGUGUUGUCGGUGACCUCAGGCCAACAGCCACAGCACUGGACGAAGCUGUAAAAUGUAAUAUGGAUUCCUUGAGAGAUUCACCUAAAAACAAAUCUGAAAAGAAACAGCAUUGCAUCUCUUUAAAAGAUACAAAUAAGCGUGUUGAAUCUUCAGCAUACUGGCCAACAAAAAGAGGCAUAACCAUAUAUGCUGAUCCAGAUAUACCAGAAGCAAGUGAUUUAAGUCAGAAGCCAAAUGCAAAACCUCUUAGAUCAGCUGAGAAGAAAGAAUAUGAUGAGAAGAAUGGCUGUGUGAAAUUACUACAGUUUUUAAAUCCUGAUCCGUUGAGGGCUGAUGGAAUCUCUGAUCUCCAGCAGUUGCAGAAGCUGAAGUCGGGCCUGCAGCCACCUGUGGCAGUGCUCCGUAACAAGAUCGAGCCCUGCUUAACCAUCGAGUCGUCGCCGCUGUCGGCAGAACUGAAGAAGGCUCUUCAAAGAAAUAAGUUUCCGGGCCCCAGCCACACCGAAUCUUACUCUUGGCCUCCCAUAGCCCGUGGCUGUGACGUGGUUGUCAUUUCUCACUGUGAAAGCGACCCUUUGCUCUACCUCCCACCAGUGCUGACAAUUUUGCAAACAGGGGCCUGCUACAAGUCAUUACCAAGUAGAAACGGACCUCUCGCAGUCAUUGUGUGCCCUGGAUGGAAGAAGGCCCAAUUUAUUUUUGAAUUAUUGGGAGAAUACAGCAUGUCCUCCAGGCCUCUUCAUCCUGUGCUAUUAACAAUUGGGCUCCACAAAGAGGAAGCCAAAAAAACAAAGCUUCCAAAGGGCUGUGAUGUGAUUGUUACCACCCCACACAGCCUGCUGAGGCUUCUCGCCUGUCAGAGCCUGCUAUUCCUCAGGCUCUGCCACCUGGUCCUGGAUGAGGUGGAGGUGCUAUUCUUGGAAGCCAACGAACAGAUGUUUGCUAUAUUAGAUAACUUUAAAAAAAAUAUUGAAGUUGAAGGAAGGGAAUCUGCACCACAUCAGAUUGUUGCAGUUGGAGUUCAUUGGAACAAACAUAUAGAACAUCUCAUCAAGGAGUUCAUGAAUGAUCCCUACAUCGUGAUCACAGCCAUGGAAGAGGCUGCUCUCUAUGGCAACGUCCAACAGGUAGUCCAUCUUUGCCUAGAAUGUGAAAAAACCUCUACUUUACUCCAAGCUCUUGAUUUCAUUCCAAGUCAGGCACAAAAGACCUUGAUCUUCACCUGCUCUGUAGCUGAAACAGAAAUAGUGUGUAAGGUAGUAGAAAGCAGUUCAAUAUUUUGCUUGAAGAUGCAUAAAGAAGUGGUUUUUAACUUACAAAAUGUUUUAGAACAAUGGAAGAAGAAGUUAAGUUCUGGCUCUCAUAUUAUAUUAGCCCUCACAGAUGACUGCGUCCCACUCUUGGCCAUCACUGAUGCCACGUGUGUGAUUCACUUCAGCUUCCCUGCCUCGCCAAAAGUUUUUGGUGGACGCCUGUAUUGCAUGUCUGAUCAUUUUCACACUGAACAGGGUUCUCCUGCAGAACAGGGAGAUAAGAAAGCCAAAUCUGUCUUGCUGCUGACAGAGAAAGAUGCGAGCCAUGCAGUGGGCAUCCUGCGCUACUUGGAGCGAGCGGACGCCAAAGUCCCCGCAGAGCUGUACGAGUUCACCGCAGGAGUUCUGGAAGCCAAAGAAGAUAAGAAAGCCACAAGACCUCUUUGUCCAUAUCUGAAGGCUUUUGGUUUUUGCAAAGACAAAAGGAUCUGUCCUGACCGACACCGUAUUAAUCCAGAAAUAGACAUGCCAAGAAAACUGUCCAGCCAAGCCCUACCUUCAUUUGGAUACAUUAAAAUAAUGCCCUUUUAUAUUUUGAAUGCAACAAAUUACUUUGGCCGUGUAAUUGAUAAAAACAUGGAUCUGUAUGCAACUCUCAGUGCUGAAAUGAAUGAGUAUUUUAAGGAUUCCAAUAAUAAAACAACUGUGGAAAAGGUGGAGAAGUUUGGAUUGUAUGGAUUCGCAGAAAAAACACUUUUUCACAGGGUUCAGGUGCUGGAAGUGAGCCGGAAAGAAGACGCCUGGGCCCCGGACGACGUCCUCGUAGAGUUCAUUGACGAAGGCAGGACGAGGCUCAUCAUGAGGGACCAGCUGCUGCAUCUCCCGGAGCAAUUCCACGCGCUUCCCCCGCAGGCUGUGGAGUUUAUUGUCUGUAGGGUGAAACCUGCUGACAACGAAAUGGAAUGGAAUCCAAAGGUUACCAGGUACAUUCAUCAUAAAAUUGUUGGAAAAUUGCAUGAUGCAAAGGUGAUCCUGGCUUUGGGAAAUACAAUUUGGAUUGAUCCAAUGGUGCACAUUAUAAACCUUUCCAAUUUGAAAACGUCUGUCAUUGAUUAUAAUGUUCGAGCUGAAAUUCUGUCCAUGGGAAUGGGCAUCGAUAAUCCAGAACAUGCAGAAGAACUAAAAAAAUUACAUGAAGGCGCUAAGAUGCCGGCUUUUGAAGAAAGCCCGAGCCAGACCUUGCUGACGGUGACAGGAACCAGGCCUGCUCAAGACCAGGAUUGUCCGUCCGAGGAGCAGGAGGGGCAUGGGACACCUCCUCCAGCAGAAGACACUGCUCGCCUGCAGAGCCUCCAGACCGAGGACCCGGGUGCAGAAGGAGGGGCUGAGUCCAAGACGAACUCAGAAAACCAGAAGGCUGGUAGGUAUUUGCUAUUCAAAAGAUGGUUAAGUUCAAAUCGUUAAUGUCUGGAAAUUUUCUAAUGUUUAGACUUUCCACUUUGAGAUGAAAUG
Messenger RNA from Sapajus apella (tufted capuchin), 3567 nucleotides. RefSeq names its product tudor domain containing 12 (gene TDRD12). The transcript has 27 exons. The record is from RefSeq and is a predicted model, not a curated record. Gene Ontology annotation, biological process: transposable element silencing; germ-line stem cell division. Bases 91 to 3519 code for a protein of 1142 amino acids. NCBI's taxonomy places the organism in Eukaryota, Metazoa, Chordata, Mammalia, Primates, Cebidae. Gene Ontology annotation, molecular function: nucleic acid binding; ATP binding.